AUGAAGAACAAGACACAUGUCACUCCACAACCCAACACAAAUUUCAAGGUGUCAACAUCUGAGUCACUCAGUGAGAAGAUGAAUCUUCUAGAUGUGAGCAUCUCCGUGAAGGCUAGCGUCCUCUCUGGGAUGGUAGAAGUGUCCGCAUCUACAAAGUACCUGAACCAGAACACCACCUCAACUCGUCAGUGCAGAACCACCCUGAAAUACCACGUGACCACCGAGUUUAAAGAACUCAUGAUAUCUGAACUGGAAGCUCCAAACCCUGAUGCAAUAGACGUGCAAGAUGCCACCCAUGUGGUUGUAGAGGUGCUGUACGGAGCCGAUGCACUGAUGGAAUUCCAAGAAACAGCUCGUGAUGAUGCACAGAAGCAAGAUGUCAAAGUAGAAAUGAGUGUGAUGCUCAACAAGAUCCCGUUCAUUGAUGUCAGUGCGGAAGGAAGCGUGAGCAUGACCGAUGAAGACAAGGAGAAGAAUCUCCCCAAUACAUUUGAGGAGGCCGUGAAGGCCUACAAAGAGCUGCCCAGUCUACUCGGGGAGAAGGGAGAGAAGGCUGUACCUCUGACGGUCUGGUUGUAUCCUCUCAGCAAACUUGGCAGUUUCCCGGACAAGCUGAAGAGAAUGAUCUCAGAGCAGCUUGUAUCUGAGGCAGAGAAGAUGAUUGAGGAUUUCCACCAGGCCGAGAUUAGGACCAAUGACCUGCUGGAGAAGAGCGAGGACAUCAAAGCCAAAGACAUCGUCAGCAAGCUCGAGCAGUUCCAAAGUGGUUUGAGGAUCUUCACCACUGAGAUGCUAGGGAAAAUGGCCGACCUAAUCCCGGCUAUAAGAGAAGGGAGUACGGGGGAAGCCGUUUUCAGGGACCUCCUGAAGACCCGAAACGAGUCUGCAUUCAGUGGGAGAGACAUGGGGAAGUGGCUGGAUGACAAAGAGACCGAGAUCAACACUCUAACGCUGCAUCUCAAAAAGCUCCAGUACGAGCUUAAACCUCCAGGCCGUGAGCUUGACAUGUUUCUGGCAGAUCCAGACGUCAAAGAUGCAUUCGUCUUCAGCUUCACCUCACUGAGCUAUGAGGAACCAUACCUGAAAAGAAUCUCACAAGAGGCAGACGGCUUCAAAGAUGGUGCCCUUAGCAGUACCCCUAAACAGUACCUAGAAAACCCUGUUCCCUGGUACCUGAACCCACACGUGAAGGAGGCUAUACAUAACUCGGUCAAUGUUUUCAACUAUGCACCCACUAAGCACCAAGUCAUUAGUUACAUUUCAGACCCAGAUUACCCAGGAGCAUCUGUUCGCUGGUAUCGCAACGCUGUCCUCAUGAAACCACACGUUGUGAACAUCCAGAAAAUAUAUUCCUGUGACCUCACAUUUGACCAAAGCACAGCCAACCGGCAUAUCAUGCUCUCCGAUGACAACAAGACGGUGAAGUUUGUGAACAUGGACCAUUACGAGCCAUAUCCUCCCAACCCAGGGAGAUACACACGCCAACGACCCGGACGGUCGCACGCUGCCGCCACGGCUGUCGCCCACCGCCGCCACGACUGUCGCCCACCGCCGCCACAGCUGUCGCCUGCCGCCGAUGCCCGCACCAUGCCCUCUGUUCAGCUUGCUUUUCCCUACCUCACGACUGGUUCUAGUCGUUCUCCUGGGUUUGGCUGA
This is a messenger RNA of Engraulis encrasicolus (European anchovy), 1656 nucleotides long. Its product is annotated as cytolytic toxin-alpha-like. The transcript is spliced from 5 exons. Bases 1 to 1656 code for a protein of 551 amino acids. The record is from RefSeq and is a predicted model, not a curated record. Lineage: Eukaryota; Metazoa; Chordata; Actinopteri; Clupeiformes; Engraulidae.